UCCGUUCCGCCGCUGCUGUGUUCUUCCCGGGGAAACGGAGGCACGGAGCUGCGGCGGGCAGGGACGCCUGCCGCCUCGCGGGCGCGCCCCGGGCUUGGGCCCGCGGGGGAAGCGCUCGCCCUGAGGGGCCGGUUAUGCGCGCGCAGCACUAGCAGGGCGCUCCCCAAACCCCCGCGGAGCUAGCUGGGUAGGGGGCGACACGGACCCCAAGGGCAGCGGGAACAGCCGCUUAUCCAGUCUACUGCAUCCGUGAGGGAGCUAAAGCGCUGACCUGAGUGCCGCGUCCUGGGUGUGAACCUCCAAAAUGCAGACUCCAAGCACUAGAUCUCUGCAUUUGAGUGAAUGGCAGAAGAAUUACUUUGAUAUCACCUCUGGCACCUGUACUCCAAGCCAGAAGGCAGAUGCCUACCGUGCACAGAUUUUACGCAUUCAGUAUGCAUGGGCAAAUUCUGAAGUCUCCCAGGAUUGUGCUACCAAACUUUUUAGAAAAUAUGCAGACAAAUACUCUGCAAUUAUUGACUCUGACAAUGUAGAGACUGGCUUGAAUAACUAUGCAGAAAACAUUUUGACCAUGGCAAAAUGCCAGCAAACUGACAGUAGCCAAUGGCAAUCUGGAUUAACAAUAAAUAAUGUUUUCAAAUUAAAUAGUGUGCAAGAGAUGAUGCAGGCUGGCAGAAAGUUCAAAGAUUCUCUCUUGGCUCCAGCAGAUGCAUCUUUAGAAAUCCAUAAAGGAGUUGAUACCUUUGGUUUUUCUAAACCCAAAUCUAAUUGUACAGAACAGACAAUCAGCAUUCCAGAGAAACCGAUGUCCUUGAUCCAGCCUCAGAACAGUCAGUUGUCGAUCAUGACCAAAACUACGGGUGAUUUUCCUACAUCCUCUGUGCCUUUAGAUGAGCUGCCCAGUGCAAAGUUCCAUGUUGCUCCAUUAUUUGGAAAUGUCAAAAUGACAGGGGAUACUACCAAAGCCAAUACAGUGGCAUUAAAUGUGUCAUCCAAUCAAUCAUUUUUUCAUUCUGGACAUGGAAAUCCAAGAAAAAAGAAGGCUUUUUAUGAUUCUGGCAGUAAUGGCACUGAAGCGCUUUCUGAUCCCACACUGAACAAGACUCUUGAUAAUGCUGAAGCCAGUGGCCACAGGGAUGAGAAUAGCCUGUCUAGUUUUAAAACUGCAAAAGAGCAACUAUGGAUAGAUCAGCAAAAGAAAAACCAUCAAUCCCAGCGUGCACCAAGCCUUUCAUAUGGUGGAGUAAAAAAAUCUCUGGGAGCUGGCAGAUCCCGGGGCAUAUUUGGCAAGUUUGUUCCUCCCCUAGCCAAACAGGAUAGUAGAGAUGAGAAAGGAGGAAUGCAGUGUAAACCUCAGAGGGCUGUGCCUACAGAACCAGCUCAUCCAGUUGAUGAACGUUUGAAGAAUUUAGAGCCAAGGAUGAUUGAACUUAUUAUGAAUGAGAUCAUGGAUCAUGGCCCACCAGUAAACUGGGAAGACAUAGCAGGAGUUGAAUUUGCUAAAACCACAAUAAAGGAGAUAGUUGUGUGGCCUAUGUUGAGGCCAGACAUCUUUACUGGAUUACGAGGACCUCCCAAAGGGAUCUUACUUUUUGGUCCUCCUGGAACAGGUAAAACUCUAAUUGGCAAGUGCAUUGCAAGCCAAUCUGGGGCAACAUUCUUUAGUAUCAGUGCUUCUUCCUUGACUUCUAAAUGGGUGGGUGAAGGGGAAAAAAUGGUUCGUGCCCUGUUUGCUGUUGCAAGAUGUCAGCAGCCAGCUGUCAUAUUUAUUGACGAAAUUGAUUCCUUGUUGUCACAGCGUGGAGAUGGUGAGCAUGAAUCUUCCAGAAGGAUAAAAACUGAAUUUUUAGUUCAGUUAGAUGGAGCAACCACAUCUUCUGAAGAACGUAUUUUAGUGGUGGGAGCAACUAAUCGGCCACAAGAAAUUGAUGAGGCUGCUCGGAGAAGAUUGGUAAAGAGAUUAUAUAUUCCACUCCCAGAACCUUCAGCAAGAAAGCAAAUAGUAAAAAAUCUGAUGGCCAAGGAACAUUUUCGUCUUAGUGAAGAAGAAAUAUCCCUUAUUGUUAAGCAGUCUGAUGGAUUCUCUGGGGCAGAUAUGACACAGCUUUGCCGAGAAGCUUCUUUAGGUCCUAUCCGAAGUUUACAGACAAUUGACAUUACCACAGUCACACCAGACCAAGUUCGACCGAUAGCUUUUGUUGAUUUUGAAAAUGCUUUCCGAACUGUGCGCCCAAGUGUGUCUCUAAAAGAUUUGGAACUAUAUGAAAACUGGAAUAAAACUUUUGGUUGUGGAAAAUAAAUGAAUGAAAUAAAACUCAAGGCAGCUAUGUAAUUCAUAAUUUUAAAACUUGGGAACCAAAAAUAGUUAUUUUUAAUAAAUUUGGAGUUCUUGGUAUCUUGAGGAAAGUAGAAUGCUUGUUCCUAAUAUCCAACAUUUUCCAUGAUGGAAUAUCCUGUGCUGAUUUUGAUAUAAAUGUUAAAUGAUAAUUGAAGUUUACUUGCCCAAAAUGAGAAUUAGAUUUAUCUGGUUUUGAGGUUUUAAUUUUGUUUUGAAGGGACAACCAUAAAGGAAAUAAUUAUAUUUAAAAUGAUUUUUGAAAAUCCAGAGAUUGUAUUUGUGUAUGAAGCUUUCCUGCAGUCAUAUCUAUCUCGUGUGUAGGAAUUGGAAGGUCUUAUUUAAUUUCUUAAUGGAGUGGUAAAAUUUAGAUAGAUAUAAAAAAGCUGAAAAAGUCAAAAUCACAAAAAACCUUACUCACCUAAAUCAGAACCAGCCAUAUGUUUUGGCCCCUGCAGUUUAUAACCCAACAUAUAUUUCUGUUUUCUUCUCUCAGCAUGAAGGACUUAAAAAGAUCAGAUUACUUAGUAUUAUUUUUAGGGUCAUGUGGAAUUUUAUUUUUGCUGUAAUUGCUACGUGUUGGAAAAGAAAUAAAAUUUUUCUAUAGUAAAAAUAUGUAAUUGAUGGCAAGGAAUGAUGUGGAAUUAGAACUAUUUUUUUGUGUGACGUGAUAAAAAUACAUUGAAAGUGGUCAGUACUUGUAAAAAUAUUUGUAGGAAAUUAAUCUUUUUGACACUACACCUUGUAAUAGUAUUUUCUUUCAGAACUAAAUAUUUUAUAUAUCUUUUGUAAUGAUGGAUUAAAAACCAGUUUUUUCUAUAUUUCUAUUAUAUGAAUUUGGGGAUAAGAUAGAACAAAAAAAUUGAAUCUGGAAAUAUUACAUUCUAGGUUUAAAAAAUAUCUUCUGCCCUUUUUUUGUUGCUGCUAAGUUAUUUGGUUUUUUGUAUUAGCAAGUAUUUUUAGGUGACAUCGAAACUUUAUAGUUGUUGAUAAGUAACCAAGUUAAAAAAUUAGAUUUUUUUGUAUGGAAAAAAAGAAAUAAAUUAUGAACCAAACUGGAAUCAACAUAGAAUACUUGA
Messenger RNA from Sarcophilus harrisii (Tasmanian devil), 3414 nucleotides. RefSeq names its product fidgetin like 1 (gene FIGNL1). The coding region runs from base 305 to 2299 and encodes 664 amino acids. Gene Ontology annotation, molecular function: ATP binding; microtubule severing ATPase activity; ATP hydrolysis activity. NCBI's taxonomy places the organism in Eukaryota, Metazoa, Chordata, Mammalia, Dasyuromorphia, Dasyuridae. The transcript is spliced from 2 exons. The record is from RefSeq and is a predicted model, not a curated record.